AAAAUUCAAAAACUGUAACCGCUAUUCCCAUUUUCCGCCAACGCUGCCCGGCCAUGUACGACGAAUCGGAAACCCGCAACUGGCUGCGCGAAUUGACGGUGGCGAUUCUCUCUCGCCUAGGGCCCGUAGAUAUCCUGACCUUUGCGCAAAGUGUUUGCUCUCUGUGCGCAUAGUGUAAGGAUCCCUCCAUGUGGCGAUCUAUCGACUUCCACGAUUACUGCUACCAGCCCUUCCGUGAUCUCGAGGAUAUGUGCAAGCGAGCCGUCGAUCGCAGCAAAGGCAAUUUGGUCAAUAUCAACAUCGAGCACUUUGCUACUGAUUACCUUCUUGAAUGUAAAACUGAGAGAUCAAGUCAUAUCAGACGCCUUCGACUUGUACCUUGCCAUUGGGUUUCAGAUAAGGGAUUGUGCAAAGCAGUUAAGAAACUUGCCUUCAUGGAAGAACUAGACAUUUCAUACUGCUCUAGUUCAGCGGCUGCUUUGAUAGUUGUUGGUCGUCGUUGCCUUCAUUUGAAAUCAUUCAAAUACAAUAAACAGGAUAGAUGUCGUUAUGGAUUCACUAACAUGUAUGGCUCUCGGGAUAAUGCUGCAAAAGCUAUUGCAAAAAAUAUGCACGAAUUGCGCCACCUCCAUCUUUUUGGGAAUAAACUGACAAAUUGUGGCUUGGAGGCCAUUCUCGAUAGUUGUCCUCACCUUGAAUCCCUAGACCUGAGCCAUUGUUUCAGUGUUAGUCUGCAAGGGGAUUUGGAGAAAAGAUGUGCCAAACAGAUCAAACACAUACAGCAACCCAAAGAUUCUACUCAAGACUGUUAUGAUGUUUAUCACAAAUCUGCUUUAUAUGAUGAUUCUGAUGAAGAUGACCCAUCCGAAUCUUCUUACAGUGAUUCAAUGUCUGAUGGGGACUAUGUUUACCAACUUGAGUAAUCAGAUAGUGAUUACCCCGUUGAGCCCUACAAUUAUGACUCUUUUGAUGAAUACUUUUAGGAUGAUUGAUGAAUUUUGAAGAUGAAGCAGAAACUCGAUGAGGGUAUGUAGAUGUUUUCUUUUCCCACAUAGCAAUUUUUUUUUCCUUUUCUAAUUCCUUGCUUUGAUAAUGAAAAAACAUAAGAUAUGAGGCUCUAUAUUGAUGAUUGCAUUUGAGAUUCGCAGGUGUAUAAGAUAGGGCAUUUUGUCUGCCAUUGUUUGAGGAUCAAGAUAAGCCAAAAGCCAAAUACCAAUCUGGAAGAUUUCAGAUGAGGGAUUCUGCAAAGCAGCUUCAAAACUUAGUUUGCUCGAAGAACUGAAAUUUCAUUCUGCAAAAGCAUUGAAAGUUGUUGGUUGCUGUUGCCCUCACUUAAAAUCUUUCAAAUUCAACAAUGAGGAUAUACGCACAGCAUUGAGUCCGACGAGGAAGCAGAAGCAGAAGUUAUCACAACAAUGGAUGAAUUAUGCUGCCUCCAGCAUUUUGGGAAUAAGCUGACAAACCAUGGCUUGUGGGAUGUUCUUGAUGGCUUGUAGAUACUUUUUUGAUGUUACUACAAUGCCACUCUAAUCAAGUUGCAUCUUUUAAGGCAAGUUCCUAUUUUUAUUGUGAAUGCUGCAUAUCCUGCAACAGUUUUUGAGAGGCUCCUUGUUUUGCUUCGCUCCUAAUAAGUAAUAACUAAUCCUUCUGUAAAACAGCCGUUUGCCUUUGAUGGGCUUUUGCUAUUAAUUCUACACUCUUUUGGUCUUAUGGGCUCUGGAUCUGUUAGAAUCAAGGAGUUAGUAUUAG
Rubroshorea leprosula is the source of this 1749-nucleotide messenger RNA. Lineage: Eukaryota; Viridiplantae; Streptophyta; Magnoliopsida; Malvales; Dipterocarpaceae. The record is from the annotation of a GenBank genome assembly.